Neoarius graeffei (lesser salmon catfish) is the source of this 2461-nucleotide messenger RNA. RefSeq names its product ATPase H+ transporting V0 subunit b (gene atp6v0b). The transcript has 8 exons. Gene Ontology annotation, biological process: proton transmembrane transport. Lineage: Eukaryota; Metazoa; Chordata; Actinopteri; Siluriformes; Ariidae. The coding region runs from base 154 to 774 and encodes 206 amino acids. Gene Ontology annotation, cellular component: proton-transporting V-type ATPase, V0 domain. The record is from RefSeq and is a predicted model, not a curated record. Gene Ontology annotation, molecular function: proton-transporting ATPase activity, rotational mechanism.
UCUUUCUGGAUGGCUGCAGUAUUUUCAAGCUCCUCUGGUUGAGUGCUAGUAAAGGAGCCGAUUCGUUUGGUAAUACUUAAAUAAUAAUAAUAAUAAAGCCUUUGUUUGUGGGUGUACGUUUAAUUAGCAAAACUGGCGCUGUUGGUUGAGUGGAUGAUGAACGGCCACGCAGUUCUCUACACCGGGGUCACUUUGGCCUUCUGGAGCACCAUCCUCAUCGUCGGAAUCUGCUAUACAAUCUUUGACCUCGGAUUCAGGUUUGACGUAGCAUGGUUUUUAACAGAGACAUCCCCAUACAUGUGGGCCAACCUUGGAAUCGGCCUGGCCAUCUCUCUGUCUGUGGUUGGAGCUGCUUGGGGAAUUUAUAUCACUGGCUCCAGCAUCAUUGGAGGAGGUGUCAAAGCCCCGAGAAUUAAAACCAAGAACCUCGUCAGUAUCAUCUUUUGUGAAGCUGUUGCCAUUUAUGGGAUCAUCAUGGCAAUUGUUAUCAGUAACAUGGCCGAGUCUUUUAGUGGCACAACUCCAGAAACAAUCGGAGCAAGGAACUACCAAGCAGGCUACUCCAUGUUCGGAGCAGGUCUCACUGUUGGCUUUUCCAAUCUGUUCUGUGGCAUCUGCGUCGGCAUCGUGGGCAGUGGGGCUGCUUUGGCUGAUGCCCAGAAUGCCAGCCUCUUUGUUAAGAUUCUCAUCGUGGAAAUCUUUGGCAGUGCCAUUGGGCUGUUUGGAGUCAUCGUAGCCAUCUUGCAGACAUCGAAAGUAAAAAUGGGAGAUUAGAGAAUACACCGCCUGCAAGACAAACAUCAAAGAAGAACGACGACGCUGUGUUAGAUGCACAGCCCAACUAUGUAAAUACAUAGUAAAUUAUUUAAAUGUAUUUUUUUUUUCUCCCCCUCUGUCUGUUUUUAUCCAUUGUUUACUGGCGAAUAAAACAUUCGCGCCACUUUGUCUUAAAGGAAUGCAUGUUUAAGUCAGGUCUUUAAGACACGUUCCACCAUAAUGAACCUCAGAAGAAGAAAUAUCUUCCACAGGUGUGAUGUUGGCCUUGUUAUUGAAGUAUAAGAUAUAUUAUGAGAGUUGUAUUGAUUCCUGGAGGUUAUUUUCUUGAAAAAUGUAUGAAUGUGUGCGUUUAAAAAAAAAAAAAAAUCUAAGAUUCUGUAGAAUAGAAUCCCAUCAUGCAAAGACUGGAUUUCAGAUAUCUAAACUUUGGUGAAAGUUUUUGAAACCCCUCUAGGGUUGUGUAGCUUGCUGUGACUUCCUGUUCUGUACAACACAGAGGAAAAAGUGGAAUAAUGUUCUUUGUAUGUAGUAUGGCUGUCUGAAGUGUUAUUAUUCCAUGGUAUGGAAAUGCAUUAAAGUCAGAUCUGUUGUAAAUCUUAUAGCCAGUCCAAUUCUGGACACUUUGAAUAUUGUUCAUUCUUAUACGUGUUGUGUGCAUUCAUCUGCAAAACUAUUACUAGACGAGGACACGGCUAAUCUAUCACUAUUCCCAAAUCUGUUCGUGAACCCAAGUUCACUUGAUUAUUAAUAGUGUUUGUAUUUGCAUUGGCACCAGGACACACUUCAGUCGUGACUGGUUCCCAACGAAACGCUGUAUAAGAAUGUUUAUAAGAGUAUAUUAAAAACGUGUGAGGCAUCCUGAGGAUGUGUAGCAUUCCAUAUUUCUUCUACUGUAUGCAUUUUUUUUUUCCCCCUCGCCAUUCAGUUUUUGUUUACUGAAAUAAGAAGCACAGGUUGACUUUCAUUUAAAGCUCCCUAUUGAGAAAAUGUUCAGCCCACGAAGCUCAGGAGGUACUCCUCUCAAGAUACGAGUGUUUUUUUUUUUUUUUUUUUUUUUUUAAUUGUUUUUCAGAUGGCUUUAAUUGCCUUUUGGUCUGUUUUGAUGGUAAAAAUGUUACAUGCAUGCAUUUACAGCUCUUGACUGUACAUUGUGUGUGUGUGUGUGUGGGGUGUUUUUUUUUCUGUAAUAAUAUAUCUCUGUAAUCCUAGGAAAUGCAAUAUAAAUCACUUCGGUGAAUUCUAGGUUCUAAUGAAUGACCUGAACCUAAACUCCAGCACCAGUUCAUUAAAUUCAUCGCUCCAAGCCGUCUCAUUCAAUGGGAGUUAAUUAUCGUAUGUCUGGUUAUGAGUGUGGGGUGAUUUUUAAAAACAGCACUGGAACCCACAAUCUUUUUACAAAACCAGCACUGAUGCUUUAUCAUUUAUUGUAUACGCUUUAAAUUACUGGAAUGCUCUGAAAUCUUGAUAUCUCUUGGAAAUAAACCAGACCUUAUUAGACAGACUAAUACAAGAUGUCCACAUCCACGCCUCAUUGUCCUGCUUGUAAUUCUCGAUUCUCUCUUGACCAGGCAUCCAGUGAUUGUGUUUAUGUUCCUGUGGUGAUUUUCAUUGUUUUUUGAAAUGUAAAAGUGGAUGCUGUUGACUUUCCUAAAUGGUCCUCGAACAAAUAAAUGCAUCAAACCUG